This is a messenger RNA of Sphaeroforma arctica JP610, 286 nucleotides long. RefSeq lists its product as hypothetical. The transcript is spliced from 2 exons. The record is from RefSeq and is a predicted model, not a curated record. The annotation marks the transcript as partial. Lineage: Eukaryota; Ichthyosporea; Ichthyophonida.
UGGUAAAUGUAGGAUCGACAAAUGCGAUGGGGGCUAUGAGGACAAGUAGUGCACUGACUGAAGCGCAGUCAGAGAGUUCGGACAGUGGAGCAGCAUCGACUGUACAGUCACCAAGUAAAGAAGGGGGGCGAAUCCACUCUGUUCACACACGGCGGCGAGGCCAUACCACCAGCAGUUCACGAAUUAGCCAUGGCGUUCAAUCGCCUCUACGCUUUGAAGAAGAGAGGCGCCGAUUGGGGUUCUACGGUCCAAAUAUAGGCAGUACUUUGCAUAACGGCCAGCAGAG